GAUAGAUACUCGUUGUAAAGUAAGAAGCUGUGCUUGAGCUGUACGGGAGCCCAAAAAUUUUUGAAAUGGGCACGGACGUAGAAAAAGUCAAAUACGCAUCGCCGGACGGCUCAAAAACGUGGGAGUAUUUGACUAUUUUCACAUGUUCCCUGAUGGCAAGUUCCAUGGGCUUCAUCAUAGGAUGGAAUUCACCAAGCAUCGUAAUACUAAUGGAUAAAGAAUCACCCAUUCCAGUCACAGCAUCGAGUGUUUCAACUUUAGUAGCUACUGUAUCUAUUGGUAACACGGUGGCACCGCUAAUUAACAUUUUCGUGGCUGACAAGAUUGGCAGGAAGAACACUGUGCUGCUCAGUGCUUUACCGCUUUUAGUCAGCUGGAGUUUAAUUACAAUUGCCACGUCUAUUUGGGAACUGUACGUGGCAAGAUUUCUGGCUGGAAUUGCGAUGGGCCUGUUUAUUUGCGUUGUACCGAUCUACAUAGGCGAAGUAUCGUCAACGGAUACACGGGGUGCCGCGAACUCUCUGCUAGGCGUCACAUACAAUAUGGGUAUCCUCGUAACGUUCAUAGCUGCGCCGCAGUUCACGUUAUCCUUUAUGGCCGGGAUUCUCUUGGUCGCCAGCAUCGGUUUCGUCAUCUCCUUUUGGUUUAUGCCGGAAUCGCCGUAUUUCUUGGUGAUGAAGAACAGAAUGGAUCAGGCGGAAGAAGUGCUGGAAAAGCUGCGCGGCAAAACCAACGUUUCCGACGAGAUGCAAACGAUCGUCACCACCCUAUCGAAGAAGGGGGAGGAAGUAGUGAGGAGCGGUACCCUGAAAGAUAUUUUCACAUCCCGUGGAAACUUUCGUGCUUUCGUCAUCAUCAUGCUGUUCACCGUGACGCAUAAUUUCGGUGGUUUCUUCCCGAUUAUUAUAUACGGUCAAUUAAUAUUCAAGUCGGCCAGCAACCUGAUGACCGAUUACACGAUGAACGUUAUCAUCGGCGUGACGCAAGUGGUCUCCUCGCUUGUAACGAUUUUCCUGGUGGACAAACUUGGCCGGAAGCCGCUGGUAAUCGUAUCCGGCGGGAUCGCUGCCAUAUGCAAUCUCGUGAUAGGUGUAUUCUUUUACGCGAAGGAAUACAUGAAUCUGAACGUGGAAACGUUCUCGUUGGCGCCGUUCAUAGCUGCCAUACUGUUGGUCUUCACUUUCACUUGCGGUCUGGUCUGUCUACAGAUCAUCCUGAUGUCGGAGAUCUUCGCCACGGAGAUCAAGGCGAUCGCCACGUGUCUCGUGGGCGUGCUUAGCGGUGUCCUGGCCACCGUUGGCUGUAAACUUUACAUAUGGGUCGCCAUAAGUUUGGGUUAUGGUCAUUCGCUUCCGUUCUUGGCGUAUUUUGUUGUUGUGGCAGUCUGCACGGUGGUAAUCUACUAUAUUACACCCGAAACGAAAGGCAAAACGUUUAUAGAAAUUCAAAGGAAACUAAAUAAGGGUUGAUUAGCGUAGCUUCUUUUGAAUUUGACAUCGCGCGUGCGUGCAGAGAGUAUUCUGUAUGCUCUGCUGAGAAAACAAAUCGUCGUUGUUCACAAAUAUAAUUGUAUACAGUAAUUUCUCGUCUCAAAAUAGAAUGUUAUUAAGGUUCAUUAAGAGAGCGAAUUAUUUUUAAUUAUUAUAUAUACGUUUGAGAGUUUUUUAGAAACGAUUUAGGUGAAUCGAUCUUGAAACGAGGAAUUAUCGUGAAUGGAAGGCUGACAGCAUUUUGUAUAAAAUUAAGUGCUUGAAAAAUGAAUGUUCUCAUCGGUAAUAACAGUCUAAAUUGCGAGCGAAAAUAAUGCCGUGAAAGGCAUAUGAUGUUCAAAAAAAAAAUAGCGAUAAUGGUUUGGCGAUUACUUUUAUAGCACAAAUUAUAAACUAUUUAAUUCCGUAAUUUAAGGCUCGUAUAUUCCGUAAAUUUUUUGUUAUAAAUGACGUAUGAAUGUAUGAAAAUUCUUGUUCGAAAUGUCUCGUCUUGUCGAUGCAGCUUAAAAGGACCUGAGUUUUCGUUUUAAGU
Molecule: messenger RNA, 2022 nt
Organism: Colletes gigas
Lineage: Eukaryota; Metazoa; Arthropoda; Insecta; Hymenoptera; Colletidae
Product: facilitated trehalose transporter Tret1-like
Exons: 3
Coding region: 66-1469 (467 amino acids)
Biological process (GO): transmembrane transport
Cellular component (GO): membrane
Molecular function (GO): transmembrane transporter activity
Source: RefSeq, a predicted model, not a curated record